AUGACGCAGGAGGAAGGCGGGGAAGGUACAACGGGUGUGGAGGGGCCGGCGGUCCCUGCGUUCAGCGUCUGUCAGAGAGUCCAUGUCUUGGGAGAUCCCCGGAGAACGGGCACAGUCCGGUACGUAGGCCCCGUCGAUGGCUACGACGGGAGUUGGAUCGGCGUCGACUGGGACGAUGGGGGAGGGAAGCACGACGGUGUUGUCAACGGCGUGCGCUACUUCUCCGCCAAGGGGCAGAUGACUGGCUCUUUGGUCCGGCCGAGAAAUCUUAGUGCUGGGAUUACGUUGAUGGGGGCCCUGCGUCUCCGAUACCGAGGUGAAUCUACCAAGGAGGAGGAGGGUAAGUUUCCGAAGUGGACGAUUCUUCUCUUCGUAUUUCCUCGAAAAAAUUUAGUUUCCAUGGCUCUUGAUUUGCCAUGCAUUUUUUCUUCUAUGUUUGGAGGCGUAUAAUACAUUUCAGUGGUUAGGUGUUUACCAUUACUUGUCCUCAUAAUCAAGCCUGAUCUACACUUAUUUGCAUCAAACGCAACUUGCGGUGUUUGCUAUGCUAUUUCUGUUUUUAUGUUUGAUGCUAAAUUGCGUUGUUGACUAAAUGUCUUCGUUGGAAUUGCUGUAGACGAAAUGUACGUCUUGUCAACAAGAAGCAAACGAGUAUCGAUCCAACUUGUGGGGGAGAAUGUAGUCCGGGAAAAAUUAAGCAGACUUGAAGAGCUGCUUAGUGCAUCACUAUCUUUUCUGGGAGUCAGCUCCGUUGGACACUCACACGAGAUCUACUCUUCAGUACCAAGUAUAGCUCCUCACGGCCAUAAGAUAUAUUAUAGAUAUAAAUUGUUCGAUAACAUCAUUUUCUUGAUGAUUCUGAGUACGGUUAAAAAUAUUAAUGUCAAACAGCUACAUUUGUCGGUUUUGCGAGCUAAACAUUACGUUGUAUAUAGUGACGGGAUUGUAUUCAGAAAUAUUUAGUUUAUGCCUUUUUCAAACACUUCGUGAUAUAUAUACAUGUAUUACAUUGAAUUUUUUUUAUCGUGUAAUCUGUUUUAGAAGACCUAAUAUCUUCAUGUAUUCAGAAAUAUUUAGUUUAUGCCUUUUUCAAAAACACUUCGUGAUAUAUAUACAUGUAUUACAUUGAUUUUUUUUAAUCGUGUAAUCUGUUUUAGAAGAUCUAAUAUCUUCAUUGUACAAAAAUGGACGAAAAAACUGCACGGGGAAGUGUUUAGGAUGUUCGAUUGUCUAAAAUAUGUGACGGCACUUGAGUAAUUAUUGGAGAUACCAAACUUCUAUUGUAAUUGAUCUUACUUCUCUUUUGCUGCAGAUUUGAAGGAGCUUGAUCUGACAGGAAACCUACUUUCCAGUUGGCAGGUACGCUCAAGCUGGAUCACUCUUAUUCUAUGCCUUAUUAUAGCAUUAAAUAAGUUUUUGAAAAGAAAAAUACAGAGGAUUUCUAGAAUUUUAUUUCUAUUUCGUAUUAAAAGGAACUGAUUUCAUUUUCAUUACAACCGGUUAAUUUAUGCAGUAGCAAUGACGAAAGGGAUAAGUUGCUCUUUCUACUAAUAUUUGAUUGUUUUUUUCUAUUGAAAUAUGACCUGAUUAUUUUCCCAUCUGUUUAUCAGUGAUGAAGAGUAUUAUGUAGUGUAUGAAAGGUAUCCUCAUCUUGGGGUUUAUGUUGUUUUGUUGCAGGAUGUUGGUUCUAUUUGUGAAGCUCUUCCAGCUCUUGAAAUUCUCAAUCUAACAAACAAUUUUCUGGAGCGUGAUACCAUCACGUUCAUCCCGUCAAAAGGACUUCGUGUCUUGGUUCUUAAUAACUGCGGGAUAACGUGGGAACAGGUGUUAACUUGCACUUGGGGGUAUUCAUCUUUUUUUGAUACUUUUUCCAUAUUUCUUUGAAAUUAAUUAUCUAUCCUUACUAAUGUCAAGUAGGUAGAAACUCUCAAACUGUCACUUUCAGAAGUUGAGGAGCUUCAUCUAAUGCGAAACGAAUUGAAGAUAUCCACACGUUCUUAUGUCCAAGGAUUUGAUUCGCUGAAAAUCUUGAAUUUGGAAGAUAAUUGCAUUGACACAUGGGAUGAGGUUUUGAAGCUUUCUCAUCUUAAAUGGUAUGAAAAACAAUGACAUCAUCCUCUGCUCUACAUCUUGAUUUCUCACAUUUUGGUAUUCAUUACUGAAGACUUAUCAUCCUCGACUACUGCAUAUCUUGUUUCGCUUAUAUAUUGAGUAUGAACAUUUAUUACUUUCUUUGUUCAGCUUGGAACAGCUACAUUUAAACAAGAACAAGUUGAAGGACGUAUUUUACCCCCCAGGGCCAGACCCGCAGAAUGAUCAUGAUGGCCAUGAAUGUAGUACACCCUUUGAGAAUUUGCGUUGCCUUCUUCUAGGUAUUUUCUUCGUUUAGGUAAAAAAAAUAAAUCUCAGAUGCUGUUCUCUAACCAUUUGGUGCAAACCAAUUUCAGGAUGCAAUGAAAUUGAAGAUCUGGCUUCCAUUGAUUCACUGAACCUUUUUCCUAACUUAAUGGUAAACUUGUUUUUCAACUAUUCACCGAGUUGUUCCUCUGUACAUGAUAUAGUUUCUGUACAAAUGGGUUAAGAGAGUUUUGUAUUUGUUACGUCAUUUAAAUAGGGGAAGCACAUAAUAGAGGAUACCUUUUUUACGUCUAGAUUUUGGGAAUAUAUCCAAAUGGCUUAUAGACAGCGGUAGACAUCUUUUUUGGGGAAUAUGAUAGUUCAAAAUGACAUAAAUAAGGCAUUAAUGAAAAUAAAAGGUGACUGAGGGAUCAAAUUGAGGUGAAGGCACUUUGCCUUGUGUUUUUAAGUGUGGAAUUGAAAAUGAAAAGUCGUACGGAGAGAUUUCCUGUUUCCGAAUGUCAAAAGAAGUCUAGCCCUUGCCACCAGCUUAACCUCUUCUUGAAAACGGCAUCAAUAAUCAUUGUUUAUGUAUGAGAAUUUUUAGCCAUAAAUUAUGCCAGUUGGUAUUAUUACACAGCUAUAGCAGGGAUUAUUGUCUGUUGACUAUGAAAAAUGAGUAAAGUAAUAUGUUGGUGGCUUAGAUUCAUCCAUGAUAAUGUAUUUUGGUGUUAUUAAUAUAUUGGGAAGACUGGCAGAACUGAUGAUGGCAAUUACAUAGAAAAACUCACUGUAAUGUGCGGACAUAAUUCGUAGACAAUGUUUAGAACGUAAGAUCAUUGUUUUCCUAUUGAAAUGGUGGCGUGAAAGAAAGGGAAAAGGAUAACACGGAAAGGGGGAUGGAUGCUAUCUUUUGAACUUUUCUUGUCAGUCAUUUCUCUUUUUAAGAAAAUUUUGCUUCUUAGGACUUUUCAACUGCACUUGGUUGUGUGGAGAGCCUAUCACUGUAUAUCUUGGCAGAGGACUAUUUCUAGUUUCAGGCCUGAUGAAAUACUGCAUGAGUUUGGUCGUCGGCUGAAGCCUGUAGAAAUACUGCGCCAUAUAUGGUUUAUAUGACCAGUCAGUUACGAACAGAGGAGCUAAGGUGGAGAGAAAUGAAAAUGUUUGUUAGGUUGGUUUAUACAAUUUCGUGAAACGUGGAAUUGGUAUAUUCUAAUACCAAUGAUCCUUUCCUGGUCUAAAUUUGUCAUCUCAAAGUAGGUGACGCAUUUUUUUAAGACGAAGGAAUUGGAAGUCCACAUCUAAAGGGGAAAUUCUGAUCUGCUGAACCUAUUGAUUAGAAAUAUCGAAGGCAAACAGUGAGGACCAGUUAAUUCUUCGUUGCUGAAACCUGUGAUGAAAUCCAUCGUCCCAACAUGGUCAUUUAUCACGUUGGAAACUGAAGGCUAGGGAUGGGGUACUGAUUGAACUUCACAAUUCUGGCCCCUUCACAAUUAUCACUUAUUGCCUUUAAUUUAUCGCGAAUCAAUCUGAACUAGCGUUUGACAGAAAAGACAGGUUGAUAUCCUGACCUUUUAAUCUACUUUGAUGAUGACUAAAAUGAGUUCGACAGGAACUUCAAAGGAAGCCUAUAAAUUUGAUCUUUCAAAGAGAGAUGAACCAAUCUAUGCCUCAGUUUUCCACAUCCUUUUUCCAGAAGUUAAAUAGAGAACAGAUGUCUCAAACAUGAUUCUUCAUGCUGGUGCAACUCUCUUUCCUUUUUGUCAGUUGCUAAGUGUACCUUCAUUAUCUCUGUCAUCCAUUUUUUCAUAUAUGCUAUUUUGUUACUUGCGUCUUCUGUGCCAUUGGAUUUUAAUCAUUAAAAUGGAAUAUGGAUCUAAAGGACAUCAGGCUUUCUGGAAAUCCUGUGGCUGAUCCAGCAAGAGGUGGUCUACCACGUUUUAUUUUAAUUGCGCGUUUAUCAAAGGUUCAAAUGCUAAAUGGUAGUGAGGUAGUUUCUGAACCUGUUUUGUGAAAAUUUUCAGUGUUAUAUUUAUGAAGAUAUAUCUUGUAAUUUACAUGGACUCUUGGCCAUGUUUAGGUAACAUCUCGUGAAAGGAGGGAGUCUGAAAUCCGGUACGUCUGAUUUCUGUCAGUAUGUUGGUUUCUUCACUGCACAUCUGUUUCUUUUAGGUUUAUCAUUUUCCUUACUCCGCUCGCGGAAGCUAUCUUGAUUCCCUGUCAUAAAAUGAGAGAUGGAUCCUGGAAGUUAUUAAGUCAUCAUCGUACUCAUUUUAAACAUAAAUUAGGCAGACCUAGCCGAGCUCAAAAAUUUAAUGUGGCUUAUUAUAACAUUUUUUCUUCUAAUAUUGUGCACAAUAUUGCAUCGAAAGUGACACCUUUUUUGGUGAUAUUAAGUCAAAGGCAAAGGUAUGAGACGACAGCAGGAGUUUCAUCUUGAGGGAUUCUCGAGCACUUGGAAGACAUUGGAGUGGAAAAGUAGAUUAAGAAAAGGGAGUGUCUUAAUCGGCUCUUAUUUGCGAGAUUUCAGAAGAAGCAAGCUAAUUUUAAGUUAGAAUUCGGACUCAACCUUCGGAAAUUAGAUUCCUGAUCCUGCACUGAAACAAUGAUGUUUGUUGAAAUUGUGAGUUAAAUUUCUAAAAUAUCAAGUUUUUCUGCUGUGUUGUUUAAAAUAAUAUAGAUGAUGUUUGGACACGCUGCCCUUUGGAUUUAAGCUGGCUAGGUUUUAAUGAACUUCCAAUCGGUUCUUGAUCAAUAACAAAGAUUGGCCAAUAUUUAUAUGCUGCUUCCAUAAGUAACCAUGUUUAUGUACUAGUCUUAUAACAUGAGUCGACCCUGAUUAGUCAGAAUAUACCUGCUAACGUUGGACACUUGUUUGAAUGUUGGUUAAUUCACAUGUUCAUGGUUUUGGCGUAAUUUAAUGUACCAGUUAAAACUGAUAUGCUUUAGUAAAGGGAUCUCAGGAAGCUUCAGAAAAUGGAGAACCAAGAUAGUGCAUAAGUCAAGCACAUCUGGGUCAAUGGUAACUGUUGGAAAUGUAGAAAACCUCUGUCACAGAGGACAGAGGGGAGAACAGCAGAAACCGCCUCAAGAUUCAUUCACCUCUAACCCCCACUAUAUGGGAAGGAACCUUACACAAUUUUGCAAAACACCCUCAGUUUUUUACAUAAUUUUCUUACGACCUAGAAUGUCCGACAGUAACGAAACAAUGCGUCCCUGAGAAACAGCUUUUGAUUAGCUUGAUUUGAACUCUCUACAGGUCAAUCUUAAAAUUCGUCCUAUAAUAAAAAAUGGCAUUACAUAGAUUAAAAUUAAUUUUUGUAAAAGGAUAAACACAUUUAACCUUCAUCUUUUCAGGGGCUACCCCAUUUCUGUUGGACUCGCACAUCUUAGCUUAAAACUAAUUCUUAUUAAAGGAAAAACCCAUUUAAGCUUCGUCAUUUUAGGGCAUCCCUCAUUUCUGAUGGGGGACCCACAUUUUCUACGUUUGAGGAAUACCAUCCAUGACUUCCUUGAAGAGUCUGAAUACAACAGUCUGUAGCAGAAUAUCAGUCCCUAUAUUAGUGGCCUCUUCCUCCAGGGGUUAACGCUUCUGUAUCCACCUCUCUCGUAAAUGGGUAAAUAGAACUGCUUCUAUGAACAGUUCAACAAAAUCUGUGCUCUUUUCAACAACAUGGUGUGAGGGCAAGUACCGAACCCUUCUAGAAUUUGCAAUAGAAAACAUACAAAGCCAAGGAAAAAGAGUCAUCUUGUACAGGUUGUUCCAUUGUUGAGUGUAACAACUUAAGAAAACAAUUUUACCUUCUCUCAAACAUUUUGGUAGUUAUUGUAAUAGCUUUCCCUGUCAAUCAAAUAUUUUGUGUGCUUCGAAUUGACAGAGUUAUUUUACAGGUACGUCCGUCUUGUUAUGGUAAAGUUACAGUCCGAUGGCCCAGAGGAAAUUAAGAGGGUACAUCCAAGGUACUUCAGAAAAAUGUUUGUCUUCGUUUAGGUACCAAAUUAUUCAUGUGAAAUUACAUUUUGCUGAAGUAUAUGUUGAUCAAAGAAGGUAUUAAUUUCCACAGGAAGAUUAUAUAUAUAAAUAUAUCCAAGCAGCCGGCCCGAUCGAUCUUGUAAGAUCGGCGAAUGAUUAGGUUGAGAUGGUCCGAAGUUGAUAUAUAUAUAUAUAUCAGAUCAUAAGGAUAAUUGCAUGCACGAAACCAGAUAAUGAUUGUUGAAUUCUUUCUUGUUGUGGCAGACUGAGUGAGAGUCCAUGCUUACCUGAUAUGUCUUUUGUCAGUCUUACCAUUUCUCUUCCAGAGGGAUUUCCGUUUUGUCAUUUUCUCACGUCUUUGGAAUUGAUAUCUUAGAAACUCGGUUUGCUACUCUCAAAAAGAUCAAGGAGUUCGUAAAACGUGAAUCUGAACCAGCUAUCUCCAUAUUCACUAAUGUAUCUUCUAAAUUCGCGGAGUUCCUUAAAUCUGAAACUCGGUUUGUUGAUUCUUUAUCAACAAAGUGGAAGAAUUCGAGUGCAGAGCAUUUGCAAAACAUUGGUUUUUUGGAUGAUUGAACCGAGUGCUUGAAUGUGUAAAAAUUUACAAAAGGAAGGAAAUGGAAUGGAAAUACAUACGAAUUAUUCGUCCAUUUUGUUGAGUUUUUUCGAACAAAGUUCAUCUUCAUUGUGCAUGAAUUUUGUAGCAAUGUUUGCUUCUUCACUUGCCAUGCUGGGUCUUCUAACUCGAAUGGCCGGUGACAUCUUCAUCUGAAGAAAUGCAGGGUCCUGGCCCCAUCCACACUAUGACUGACUUGUUAAGUUGGAAAAUUUACCCGAUCAAACAAGUCGACAAGCCAUUGAUCUGGAGAAUAGUUGUGCCGUCCAUUGUGCCAAAAGUCAAAGCUUAACUGUCACUUUAUUGUUCAUCUACUGUUCCAGGGCCAGCGCGCCUCAACCAUUCGACUUCUUUUGCAGAUUCGCGGAGCUCAAGAUACACCACGGAAUUGAGGAUGAAAAACCGUCUACUCAAAAUGCAGCCACCCAGAGCAUGGCUUCUGAACUUAUUUGUAUGGAAGUUCUUCAUCUUAGCGAGUAAACAUUUUGAUGGCUUUGCAUUGCACAUACACUCAGGCCUCCCAUUUUCUGCAGCUCUCACUCUGAAGUGUGUGGGAGCUUCAAUGGGAGAGAAACCACCUAUGACAAGAAAAUUGCCCCCCUCCACAACGGUAUGUCCCAAUAUGACUGCAGAAAAACUACAGUUUGUAUGAUCGUACGAUUCCUUUUGUCCCUAUGUUCUAGUUUUCAUCAACCUGAAAAUUCGAAUCAUGAAUAAAUGUGCUUGGUGUGAAAACCGUCUCUUUGAAACUGAGUGCUUGUCCGCAAUUUCUUUAGUUUAUAUAUUCUCCAUAAUUCGUCUUUCACUUUGGUGUUUUCCCAUGGUGUCAUCUUCAAUAUCAUUGUUUCCUUUCAUCCGGCCUUCUUUAUUGACUGAAAUGGAGUAAACAAUGAGAAAUCAACUGCUUCAAGUGGGUAGGUAGGACCUCUUUCUUAACAGGUUCUGUUCUUACAGUCUUCUGGGUGUUCUAUUCGCAUGCCCCCAGAAAACGAGCCGAGUUUGAAUUUUCUGGUUCUCCCAUCUCUACUGUUGGAACUUAAGAAUAACUAAGCCCACAGAUAUUCCUGUUGAUCUGGGUCAUAGAAAUAAUUACUAUGUCCAGAGCUUCAGGGUUCAAGAAGAUACUGAUUGAUAACUUACAUGCCAAGCCUCCUAGGUUGUGUGUGUGUGUGGUACAUUUCUCCAUCUGAGUUCAAUAUUUGCACAAUUGUUCAGGUGGGCAAGCUAAAGGUUCUUUGUGAGAGCUUCUUCAAACUGAAGUUUAUCAAGCUUCGUUUAUUCCUUCAGGAGGAGGUAUCCAAAGUUCAUCGGAGAUUUCUUCCUCACUCAACAUAUCAUAUUUUCUGCACCGUCAAUGCAUGAAUUAAUGGCGGCAUCUCGGCUCUCCUGCUCAAGUCCUUGUAUUCUCUAUGCUUCAUCAUAGUCCACAUUCUGUUCAUCUGACCCAGAAGCUUUCUCUCAGGGUUCCCCGCUUCCUCUACUUCUUGAUGACGAUUCGGCCACCCUGAUGGAUUUUGGGAUCGGAACCGGCACAACCAUUCUCGUCGACGAGGAAAUGUCCUAG
Spirodela intermedia is the source of this 8490-nucleotide messenger RNA. NCBI's taxonomy places the organism in Eukaryota, Viridiplantae, Streptophyta, Magnoliopsida, Alismatales, Araceae. The record is from the annotation of a GenBank genome assembly.